Molecule: messenger RNA, 1860 nt
Organism: Trametes versicolor FP-101664 SS1
Lineage: Eukaryota; Fungi; Basidiomycota; Agaricomycetes; Polyporales; Polyporaceae
Product: MBOAT-domain-containing protein
Exons: 7
Coding region: 103-1689 (528 amino acids)
Biological process (GO): ergosterol metabolic process
Cellular component (GO): endoplasmic reticulum membrane
Molecular function (GO): ergosterol O-acyltransferase activity
Source: RefSeq, a predicted model, not a curated record
CCAGCCAGCGAUGCCUCUUCGACCACGACCAACUCCGUCGCAGCAGAGGGCACGCUCUACGUCUCCCAACCAUACCGCUCCUCCUCCAACAAGCUACGCGCCAUGGUCACCUUCGCCCCCCGCAAGUCCCACUUCGACAUCUCCAACGAGCACAGCGGCGCCAACGAGUUCCGCGGCUUCUUCACUCUCUUCUGGAUCUCCCUCUUCCUCUUCGUCGUCAGCACAUAUGUCCGCAGCGUCGAGACAAACGGCUACAUCCUCGACUUUGAGUUCGCCACCAUGUUCUCGCGCGACGCAAUCACCCUCGCCAUCUCCGACGCUGUCCUCGUUCUCAACACCGGCCUCUGCGUCCCUUUCGCGUACGCCAUCUCCAAGGGCUGGAUCCGCUACUACUACUUCGGCAUCGUCCUCCAGCACCUCUGGCAGGCAGCUGUUCUGGGCAUGGCCAUUACAUGGACCUUCAACCGCCAAUGGCCAUGGGUCCAGUCCGGCUUCUUCACUCUCCACUCUUUCGUCAUGAUGAUGAAGAUGCACUCCUAUCUGAGCACCAACGGACAACUUGCCUACACCUACCACAAGGCCGAGAAGGUCCUCGCCCAGCUGAAGGAGGCCGCGGAAGCCGAAGGCGGCUGGGACGCGGCCCUAAACAAGGCAGAAGCGGCAAUGCUCCAGCAAGAUGCGGCUGUCCCCCAAGGCACGCCCGCUGAGCUGGAGGACACGCCAGCGGGAAGCACGACAUCGUACGUUGAUGCGCGCACGGCCGUGACGCUCCGCCAGCGGCUCGCCGCGCGCGCUGCGGCUGGCGCAAACGCUGAAGGCCCGUCCGUGAAGACGACGGGCACGCGCGUAUUGCCCCCUGGCGCGACCGCGAUCCCAACGCAUCCCCCUACUCCGUCAGAGGUCCUCGUCCAUCACCCCUCGCAGAAGAUCGCGGAGCUCGCGAGGACGCACGCGGAACUCGAGCGCGAGCUGCGGGGCCCCGUCGAAGGGCGCGUACGCUGGCCGGCGAACAUCACGCUCCGCGCGUUUGCGUGGUACCAGCUCACGCCGACGCUCGUAUACGAGCUGGAGUACCCGCGCACGGAUCGUAUCCGGCCGCUAUACGUGUUCGAGAAGACGGUCGCGUUUUUCGGGACGUUCGCGCUGCUGUACACGAUCGUGGAGACGUUCAUCAUCCCGCUCACGCCGACGAAGGAGCAGAGCUUCGCGCGCAGCUUGUUGGAUCUUGCACUGCCGUUCAUGAUCUCAUAUCUGCUCUUGUUCUACAUCAUCUUCGAGUGCAUAUGCAACGGUUUUGCGGAACUUAGCUACUUCGCGGACAGGCAGUUCUACGACGACUGGUGGAACUCGACGUCCUGGGACGAGUUCUCGCGCAAGUGGAACCGGCCGGUGCACACCUUCCUCCUCCGCCACGUGUACGCGUCGACGAUGAGCAGCUACAAGCUCACGCGCCAGAGCGCGAUGUUCGUCACGUUCCUGCUCUCCGCGGCCGCGCACGAGCUCGUCAUGGCCAUCGUCACGAAGAAGAUCCGAUUCUACCUGUUCGCUCUGCAGAUCGCACAAAUUCCGCUCAUCGCGAUCGGCCGCAUCCCCGCGAUCCGGCGGAACAAGCUGCUCGGGAACAUCGUCUUCUGGAUCGGGCUCUACGCCGGCUUCCCGCUGCUCUGCGUCGCGUACUGCGCGUACUGAACGUCCCUCCCCUACCUCUCUCUCCGCAUUCGCACACCUCCCUCCGCGCCCCUCCUUCCGCACUCCGCACUCCGCUCCCCGCUUCCGUCUCGGUCAAAACACGGACCGAGGCAGGAAGAACCCGACCAGCCUACAUACGACGACGACACCACUCAUUCACGAUCACGACCC